Molecule: messenger RNA, 1545 nt
Organism: Metarhizium acridum CQMa 102
Lineage: Eukaryota; Fungi; Ascomycota; Sordariomycetes; Hypocreales; Clavicipitaceae
Source: RefSeq, a predicted model, not a curated record
AUGGGGAAGGCCCCGCGAGAAGUUGCCAGAAUCACCGUGGCUUCGGCGAGUGUUCAUGCCAUGGGAGAUUUUACGGCAAUAAUGGAACAAAACCUUUCCAAUGCGAAACACAACGCUGUGGUCAUAUCCUGCACCGCCGCGGCGUAUGUACUUGGCAGAAUCCUCAUCAAGCUAUUGCCGGCGCUCAAAAAACUACUGUGGCCUGAGAUAUCGGCAAGGACAAUACCUCAGCCAAAGUCCACUGACUAUUCUGAUGUCUUUCCACCAUCGCAGCGAAAACUCCUUGCCUGCAUCGAGCCGGCCAACGGGGGAGGAGAAGACGCCUGUUCAACCAGCCCGUCAAAACACCCUGAAAUACUCCUGGACCUCGAGGAAGAUUAUCGCCUCGCAUCACCAUCAAGAAUCGUGUUCAGUGGAUUCAGUGUUGGGGAGAUACGGUCUUUGGGGAGCUUCCCAAACUAUGCAGCAUUGUCCGAGGUGCCUCUGCCUCAUGCCGCAAAUGACUUCGACAUUGCGACGGCAAGGCCAAGACCAUAUAGACCACUGAGGUGGCCAUAUAACCAAACCAUGGUGCUGAUGGGGAAUGCGCUACUUGCAGCGAUUCAGAAGAUGGAGCCCGACUAUUGGAUUGAGCUAGAGAGUACCUACGAAGAGCAAAUUCGCUUGCGUAAGAGCAUUGUCGAAAAAUACAAGACAGAUGUGAUGCAAGCCCUGCCAGGCUCGGAGCUCGCAUGUAGGGAGCUGAUGGAGAUGGUCAUUCAAUUCCUAUGUGCCCGGUAUCCCCACCAAUUUAUGCUGAUCAAGGGGGUAUUAGUGAACAGAAUCCGAGGUACUCAAUAUCAUGUUGACCGGGCCGACGGGCUGCAGUUCUUGUUGGAGAAUGUUCCCGAGGAUUUCGCCAUCAUGCUAAGGGAUCCCAAGACGGGAAGAUACAAACUACGAGCCGGAAUUAUUUGCGCAUCCACUGGUUGGAAUUUGGGAGUCAAGAUGGGCAAGGGUCUUGCUGAGAUCCACGGACCAGUGCCCGAUUACAGGAGCAAGAUGCAGCUCAGCAUGGACCGGUUUUUUACCAAGUUCCCGGCUGGCAAACCUGUGCAGAGAGGAGCCUGGGGGUUUGAAGUCGGUCAACACCUGUACACGCCGCCUGGCCACCCUCAUCUUGAGGGCAUGAAAACACAGGAUCCAGGCCUUUGCCCGGAUGACAUUUACUUUCGCGUAGACUGGCAAACGCUGCGUCGAUUGCCUCUAUCUGGGGCGAUAGUCUUCAACUUCAAGGCGUUCUUUACCCCGGUAAAAGACCUGAUGGAUGAGCCGUAUAUACCUUCCUUGUGUCUAAAAGUGCUGACCGAGAGCAAGGCCAAUCUGAGAGAGUAUAAACAAGUACACCACACGGAACAUGUUCUAACACCCCUGUUCUCCGAUUACGAGAAGUCUCAAGUAGAGCGUGGUUUGAUAGAGGCUGGUUGGGAACCGCAGACUCUUGAGGAAAGUCCCUUCUUCCCCGGAUGGAAGCAUCAUUCCAGGACGUCUCUCAACAAGAUUUGA